Molecule: messenger RNA, 567 nt
Organism: Paraphaeosphaeria sporulosa
Lineage: Eukaryota; Fungi; Ascomycota; Dothideomycetes; Pleosporales; Didymosphaeriaceae
Exons: 2
Coding region: 1-567 (188 amino acids)
Source: RefSeq, a predicted model, not a curated record
AUGUUUAGCUACGGAGCGCAACACCAUCAACCACACCUCAACGCCCACAACAACCACAGCCACCAUGGUGGCCGGUCGCGGAGGGCGCCCCGGAUCUCGGCGGCGCAGCACAACAAGCAGUUCCGCCAAGUGCGGACCCCAAAAGAGUUUGUUGUAGAGCCCCCGACCCUGCUCGCCUUCCGCCGCGACUUCGAGGCCGCACGGUCGUUCGAUCUCGAGGACGACGAGCUCUUCUGCCCGUUCCACCUGCUCACCGAGGAUGAUCUCCAGUCCAUCCACUCCUCUGGCUCCGACCGCUCGUCGCUGUCGAGCGGCUCGCCCGAACAGUCGCCGCUGCAGCACCAGCUCCAGCCCACCCCGUCCUUUGUCCUAUCUUCUGCGCCUAAUCCCUACACCCCGGCUUCCUUCCAGUCGAGUAAUUCUUCCCAAACCAAGCUCCACCAGCCACUAGCUCAGCGCACCCGCAAUGCCAUCCCCAUCGUCGACCCCUCCACGCGUGCUGUUGCUAGCCCACCGCCGUCUGUCUCGCCAAACCGACAGAUGCAGCAGCAGUUCCGCCGCUGGUAG